UUACUUGCGCAAAAGGUUUCCCCCCCAAUUCCCAAAGUUGGUCGGCAAAGUCCCAAAAAUACACAAACGCGCGAAAUGUGUGCGACCUACCAUCACAACCCACAAACAUUGAUUGAUACCCAACUCAUAUGUGCAUCACGAUCCAACAAAGAUGCCUCGAGUAGCUCAGGUCCCUCGCGCAAGCGCCGGUAGCAGAACCACAUCCGGGUCUUCCGGCUCACCGUUUAAAUCUCCCCUCAAAAUCCCUCUCAACGACGACGCACAAGAAAAAAAGGGCCGGCUUCACUCGCGAAGAGCCCUGCACGAAAAACAGAUUAACGAACUGCAGGCUGCUGCGGCGACGCCUGCGAAGAAAGCUGGGCACAGGCUGGCGGACAUCGAGAAUGCGUCUCCCCGCUCGAACCCGCGGACCCCGCGACGCGGUGCAGGGGACGACGACGAUGAUGUAUACGUGGUCGGCGGCAAUAGCGGCGUCACCCCGAUGAAGCGAGUGCCGAUUCUAGCCAAUUUCGAAGAAUGGAUGAAGAUGGCUACCGAUAACAAGAUCAACGCUACGAAUUCUUGGAACUUCGCCCUUAUCGAUUAUUUCCAUGAUAUGUCGCUUCUAAAGGACGGGGAUGGUGUUAAUUUCCAGAGAGCGAGUUGCACGCUAGACGGAUGUGUCAAGAUUUAUACGAGCAGAGUCGAUAGUGUAGCGACGGAAACAGGCAAGUUGUUAAGCGGUCUGGCGGAUAGCAACUCCAAGAAAAAGGGCAAGGACGGCGAUGCGGAUGGCGAAGACAGCGAGGAAGAAGUUGACGAGGAUGGUAAUGUCAUCAAGAAAAAGACCAAGAAGCGGCAACGAUCCUCCGAAGCGACUCUUGCGCCGUCAUUUGCUUCCUUGCAACUCAAGAAAUUCGAACUCGAAUUCUCGGUAGACCCAUUAUUCAAAAAGGCUUCGGCAGAUUUCGAUGAGGGUGGUGCGAAAGGUCUCCUGUUGAACCACCUAAUGAUCGACGGUCAAGGUCGCAUUGUAUUCGACAGCAGCGACGAUGUCUCAGCAGAAGGCAGAAUCAAGCCCCGAAGAAGAGAAGAUGUCACCGCAGAAGAGGAGGAGGAAGAGUUAGAGGAAGAAAAGGAAGACACCAUCACAGAAAUGCAACCUGCCCAAGAAGAGGAAGACGUAGAGAUCGACAUUGGUGCGCUUGGCGCUAAAUUCUUCCCCGACCUCAACAUAUUAGACGAGCAAGAUAUUUGCCCAUCGCUAAAGACUUUCGAACUCGGUAACCCAUCAGGUUCUCUGGAUAUCCCGUUCCUACGCGCCUCCGAACACGAUGACGAAGAUGAAGACGAGAGUGGAAAUGGUGGUGUCGGUAACAAGUCCGGCAUGUUUAUCGACGACGAUCCUGCCGGCUUCGAUGAUAUGACUGCCAUGGGAGGUUUCGAUGUUGCCGAGGUCGCAUUCGGCGAGGGUGGUGAAGCAUGGGCACGAGAAGCUGCGCUGGAACCCCAGAUGCGACCGUACAGCGUUGGUGCCGAUGAUGGCAUGCCUGGAGUCGAAGGUGCCGACGGCGUCGAUGACGAAAAAGGCGAUUAUAUCAUAUCUAUGAAUCGCGCUAAGAACAGCGAUAAGAUGCACGAAGAUAUCCUUGGCUAUUUCGACCAAGCACUCCAGAAGAAUUGGGCCGGCCCGGAACACUGGAGGAUACGAAAGAUCAAAGACGCCAAUAAACCCGAAACGGCUACUCGCCAGCGAAAAGAAAAGGAACCCUUCGAAAUCGACUUUAAGUCGCCUCUAGACCAGAAGUUAGCCGAGACCAUUUUCACACAAGCAGCAAGCAAUUCCGCCAUUUCCAUGCCCAAGAAGGACUGGAAAUCCAAGACGAGGAAUUUGCUCCCUGAUGACAAGCACUUCAACUCGACGCAACUCCUAAGCUUGUUCCUUAAGCCCAAAGCCCGCAUGGGCCGCCGACAUCGCAAGGGCGGUUUGUUCGGAAACAACUUUGGUAGCGGCCAGCAAGACAAUAAUAACAACGUCGCGCCAGGUGACAUGGACGAGGCUUUCUGGGCACAACGGGAGCCAAUGCAGAGCGCGGAACAGGACACCGUACUACCCACAGGCGACUAUGAUGCCAAUUUCUUUGAUGAUGAAAUGCCACUUCCUGGAGGUGGAGUCUUGGAUGACGAUGAUGACCUUGAGUUUGCUGAUGCUCGGGAUCACUUCUCUCCAGGCGCUGACGCGCUCCCUACUGCUCAGGAUAUAGGAAUCACGGGCAUGCUUGAUAAUGGCAUGACGACAGGCGGUUUCGGUACGCAACUCGUCACGUCAACGCGUCGGUUACGACCUGAGUACGUACAGUACGCCCGUGUCGCCAAGAAGGUUGAUGUACGUCGGUUGAAGGAAGAGCUUUGGAGAGGAAUGGGUCUACCGGAAACCGUUGAUGAUGCCAAUAACCACUCCCGUCUCCCAACACCGCCGUCCGAAGCCGAGAAACCAUCACCACCAAAGGAAGAAGAAGAGCCGCUCAAGUUCACGCACGUAAUGAACGAUUUACAAGCAGUAUAUCCUAAGUCCGUGAUGGACGAUAUCUCGACAAGUUACUGCUUCAUUUGUCUACUGCAUUUGGCGAACGAGAAGGGUCUUUCGAUCGAAAAUACACCGGAGCUUCUGGAGUUGGAGAUCCGGAGGGAUUGGUCGGCUGAGGUUACUGGGGAGAUUUGAUCACACUCUAGUAGUAUACCCAUCUAUUCGGGUUGGUCGUCAGGGAAUGGAAACAUGAAUGAUUACGUGGUAUUGACGAUUAUUAGUUGGGACGGAGUGAGCAAGCAAUUCGUUUUUGCGCGAUGGUCCGGUACAUACGUACCUAGGUUUUCAUGAUAUGAUGUGAACGGCGGAUAGUGGUCGGCGAGCCACCUUUGCUUAUGCUUACUUUUGUUAUCGGGUUACGGGUGAUGAUCGAUUGAAGUAGCAAUAGCAAGCAAGCAAGCAGUAUAUGUGCGUACGGAGCGUAGGUAUUCUUUACUACGUGUCUAGGUACCCAAUCCAAUUUUCAAUUCUUCAA
Messenger RNA from Hypoxylon trugodes, 3041 nucleotides. Its product is annotated as barren. Lineage: Eukaryota; Fungi; Ascomycota; Sordariomycetes; Xylariales; Hypoxylaceae. The coding region runs from base 152 to 2701 and encodes 849 amino acids. The transcript has 4 exons. The record is from RefSeq and is a predicted model, not a curated record. Gene Ontology annotation, molecular function: chromatin binding. Gene Ontology annotation, biological process: mitotic chromosome condensation. Gene Ontology annotation, cellular component: condensin complex.